Prunus persica (peach) is the source of this 784-nucleotide messenger RNA. Its product is annotated as rapid alkalinization factor. The record is from RefSeq and is a predicted model, not a curated record. Lineage: Eukaryota; Viridiplantae; Streptophyta; Magnoliopsida; Rosales; Rosaceae. Bases 148 to 522 code for a protein of 124 amino acids. The transcript has a single exon.
CAGUCAUCUAAAGGUCAAGUGGCAUGUUCCCGUAAAUACUUCCCCAAACCAGUGGCAUUUCCAAACCAACGGUCACUUAUAAUCCCAAACCCACCCCACAAACCUCUUCCUCUCAAAAACAAAAUUCAGAUUGGAAAACCCCCAAAAAUGGGAAGCUCAAGCUCAAGAACACCGCCACUCUUUGCAUUCAUCUUCGCCUGCGCAAUCUUGGCCGCUCAUUUAGUACAUGCUUCAUCUGCAGCCGUCGAUUUCAGCGGAGGCCACCAGCUGGACCAGCUGAGCUGGGUCUCCACAAGAUCAGCGGGAGGGCUGAUAGCUGAGGACGAGGAUUUGGAGCUGCCGAUGGAGUCCGAGAUCAGCCGGCGCAUCUUAGCCACGAACCGGUACAUCAGCUACGGCGCGCUGAGGAGGAACACUGUCCCCUGCUCGCGACGUGGCGCGUCCUACUACAACUGCCGACCUGGAGCUCAGGCAAAUCCCUACUCUCGCGGCUGUAGCAGAAUAACUCGCUGCAGGCACUAAUUUGUUUUUAUUUUCUUUUAUUUGUUUAAUUUUUACCUUCCCUUUUUUUGUUAUUAUUAAAAAAAAAAAAAGUUUAUAUUAUUUAUGGGGUUAUUGUGUGUUAUAUACUUGAUGAGAUUUUAAUAAUGGUUAGACAAAAUAAUUGAUGUGUCAUAUUGUAAUGUUAAAAUACCAAAUUUUCCGUUCUCUUUUUCUUUUUUAUGUUUUUCUGUUUGGUUGGAUUGUGGAUGGAUGUGCUCGUAAUAUUACCAUUAUUGUCAUA